Messenger RNA from Triticum aestivum (bread wheat), 1428 nucleotides. RefSeq lists its product as uncharacterized. The transcript is spliced from 7 exons. The record is from RefSeq and is a predicted model, not a curated record. Bases 1 to 1428 code for a protein of 475 amino acids. Lineage: Eukaryota; Viridiplantae; Streptophyta; Magnoliopsida; Poales; Poaceae.
AUGUCUUCGUCUGGCUAUGUGGCUGUUCCUCGGUGCUCGGUGAUCUUUGAUGGCACCAAUUAUGUUGAGUUCGUGGGCUUCAUGCGCAUUCAUAUGCGUGGACUUCUUCUGUGGGGUGUUCUCUCUGGCGAGGUCCCCUGUCCGCCAUGUCCUGUUGCGCCAGUGGCACCAAUUCCACCCGUGCCGCCGGUCCUUGCUGCUGAUGAUUCUCAGGCUAACCGGGAUGCGGCCAAGGUCCUAGAUGAUGCUGUGGUUGAUGCCUAUGAUCAGCAGGUAUCCGCUUAUUCAGAUGCUCUUUCUGUGUACCGUGAUGACCUGUCUGCUUAUACUCAAUGGCUCCUCGUCGACUCCUUCUGCUACUGCUGUGACUGCAUCCCCGCUCUCACCACCACCGGCAUCUACACAGUCAGGAUUGUCGCACCAAGACUUUGGUUGGUGCUGGCCCCCGGCACCAUGACCAGUGCUGGUGUGGUCUAUCCGCUAGUAAGAGAAAUGAUGAAUGCUGGUUCAUCAAGCAUGCCAGUGCACGUUUUACUGGAAAGAUUUACACAGUCAUUUGUGCAGAGGCGUCGCGCUAGAGAGGAGCAAGAGAAUAUUCAAGAGCUUGCGGCAGUUGAGGCUAGCAUAAAUUCGGCGAGUCAUUCAGCUAAUAUUGCUUUUGGCAUGGCGGAGACAGGGGCUUUCGCGGGAACAGAUCCUCAUGAGCAUAAAGAACCUGCACUGUUUGAUUUAAACGAGGCUAUUGAUGCAGAUGAGGAUGGUCCCAAUGCAGCAGGCACUUCGGUUGAUGAUGUUCUCGACAUGGAUACAACAGAGUCACAUGAGCAAAGGCAGCCACCACUCUUCGACUUGAAUGAGGUUAUGGAUAUACAUGAAGAUGAGCUUGCUGAGGGUGGAGACGUUGCUUCCGCAGUCCACCAGUCGCAGCAAGGCCCGAAUCCGGUGGAUGGAGCAGCUGUAGCCACGGACCAGGGAGAUUCGGUGCUGGAUGGUGUGGAACAGACUGAUGGUGUGGCUGCAGACCCAGAGCUUCAAAGUGCACUUGAACCUGAGCCCCCGACAGCCGAGGAACAUGAUAUGGACCGAAUGUUUGGUAAUGGUGAUUAUCCAUCUGUUCGGGAAAUCAUGGAAGCUCCUGCGCCGGAGCCAGGUCUUGAGUUCGAUUCAAGGGACCAAGCAUUCUUCUUUUUCGCCUCAUAUGCCCGGCGUAUGGGUUUUGCGGUAAAAAGGGACACCACAUAUGAGUCGAGGGUUUCAAAGCAGAUAAACAAGCAGUCAUUCAGCUGUAACCGGAGUCGGGCAAAUGCGUGCAACGAUUCUGCGCUGAGGAAGAGGAUGACUUCCAGAAUCAACAGGACAAUGUGUCCAGUUAAGAUAAUAGUGAAAGAAGAAUCUGGACGAUGGGUUAUAAAAUCCACAAAGCCUUGA